Molecule: messenger RNA, 2289 nt
Organism: Orbilia oligospora ATCC 24927
Lineage: Eukaryota; Fungi; Ascomycota; Orbiliomycetes; Orbiliales; Orbiliaceae
Exons: 3
Coding region: 1-2289 (762 amino acids)
Biological process (GO): intracellular signal transduction; protein phosphorylation
Molecular function (GO): ATP binding; protein serine/threonine kinase activity
Source: RefSeq, a predicted model, not a curated record
AUGUCGUCGUCACCCGUGAUGACGCCGCCCGCCGUGGCUGCCAAUACUACCGCUGCUACUGCCCCGGAUCAAUCGUCGCUGUCUUCCCGGAUAGUUCAUUUCGAUACCCAAGCAAACCAAGUUCAGACAAUUCAACCGUUGACUUCCCGGGAUUCUCUGUCAUCCGAAGACGACGACGGUAUCGUUCUUGGCCAGGCGCAAUCCCCCGUCGUCGCUCCGCCUCAACCUGUCAAGCACGCUCGUUCCAUCAGCCGACAGGACCAUCAUAUGGAAGUCCAAGAGAUGGCCGAGAGGCUCAAGAAGGCCGGUCUCGCCAGGGGCUUUGGCUCCUGUCCUUUUCAGCAUUGUGGUUCCAUUCCGGUGUCGAGGGUCCCUUCAGCAGAAGGCAAUGUAUCUACGAAAUCGCUCUCCCGUCCGGGUUCUCAGGAACACCGCUCUCCUACUCCUCAUCGAAAUUCCUCCCUCUCCAGUAUCGAAAUCCCUCAGAUCAAGACCUCAGAGCCUCCCUUGCCUCGCUCCGUUCCAGCAGAUCCGCUUACGCCAGCGGCUUCGCACGACCAGGGACAGAAAGGUGAAGCCAAGGUUGCAUCCUUAAAACGGGAAGACGAUAGCUCUACAUCUGUCAAUGUUAUGACACCCGAAAUAUCUCCAGCUGCCCAUAGUCAGAAACAAGACAAGCAACCGGCUCUUCCAACAUUGACAACAGACCAACCGAGGGUGCCGAGAUUUAGCAUUGGAUCAGGAUCCGACCAAGAGCAUCGCUCUAGAGACAGCUCACCUCGUUCUGGCGCUGUAACUCCAAGCUAUCCAUCUUCUAGACCUUUCACACCAACUGGCGACAAGGACGAUCCGUAUGCUCGUAGCAAGCGACCCCCUCAGAGCAAAAGUAUCGAGGACAUCGAACCACGAUUCAAAUUCGAAAGACAUCACCACCACCACCAUCACCAUCACAAGGAGGAUAAGAAACACGGACGCUACCUUGGCGACAACGAUUCUCCCGGUGGCAGCCGUCAGAGUUCCUUCGCCGACCUCAAACGCUUCUUCAAAGGCUCCAAACGCUCGUCUUCUCCUAGCAAAACACAAGGCAGCACAACACCAAAAACACCGACAAGGACUAGUUCACGCCUUAGCGUCAACACACCAAUGCCGUUCGCCGACGAUAACGGUCUAACGAAAAAGUAUGGAAAAUUCGGAAAGGUUCUGGGCCAGGGUGCCGGCGGGUCUGUUCGGCUUAUGAGGCGACCGACCGAUGGCGUGACUUUUGCAGUCAAGGAAUUCAGAGCCAAGCACCAAUACGAAUCCGACAAAGACUACGCCAAAAAGGUCACAGCCGAAUUUUGUAUUGGCAGCACAUUACACCAUGGAAACAUCAUCGAAACCCUUGACAUUAUUCAUGAAAGAGGGAAAUGGUAUGAGGUCAUGGAAUAUGCGCCCUACGAUCUUUUUGCUACGGUUAUGACUGGAAAGAUGGGACGGGAAGAAAUUUCCUGCUCUUUUAUGCAGAUUUUGAACGGAGUCAAGUUUUUGCACGAUAUGGGACUUGCGCAUCGGGAUCUUAAGUUGGAUAAUGUUGUUAUCAAUGAGUUUGGUAUUUUGAAAAUCAUCGACUUUGGUAGUGCGGUUGUUUUUCGGUAUCCUUUCGAGAGUGACAUAGUCAUGGCACAUGGAAUUGUUGGAUCCGAUCCAUACCUAGCACCGGAAGUCUGCAAUGAUCUGAAAUACGAUCCCCAGCCAGCGGAUAUCUGGUCUCUUGCGAUCAUUUUCUGCUGCAUGUCCCUUCGUCGAUUCCCAUGGAAGGCGCCUCGGAUGUCGGAUAAUUCCUUCAAACUGUUCUGCGCAGCACCAACUCCAGAAGCGGAAAGGGAAAGUGCAGCCGGUGGGCUCGGAGGUGGAGAAGGUGCAGGAGCUGAAAGCUCUUCCGGCGCUACCCCGGCCUCUCCCACUAAUGAGAAGUUGGAGAAGAAGGACGGUGUUACACAAGCCAACCAGGUCAUUAAGGGACCCUGGAGGUUGUUAAGACUCCUUCCCCGAGAAAGCCGGCUGAUUAUCAACAGCAUGCUCAAGCUUGACCCUAAGAGCCGUGCCACUUUGCAAGAUAUCUACAACGAUCCCUGGGUAAAGGGAGCUCUUGAUGAAGGCAGAGUCUGCAGUCAACAAGACACCCAUCUCGGGGACCCGAGUACGCACGGAAGAGGCCCUGUUUACCAUGGAAUUGGGCAUGACCAUGUUUUGGAGAAGCCAGUAGAGACGCAGUCCAACACCCGGAACUCUACCGCUAAGCCUACUUAG